AUGUUCUAUCACAUUCAAAGUUCGAGUCUUCUCGUCAAGUGCGUCUAUCGGCUGACCGUGGUCACUUAUCCUUCGUACACGCAGGUUUCUGCCAGUUUCAAAGCUAUUUGCCAAACGGUCUGGUUUUGCAGAUCUGGAAAAAGUACUACCUGUUUGUUUACGCCGCCGUCUUCGUGUACUCGGCCGCAAUGACCGUUCCCUACGCAUUCGUCAGUCAACUCAACACGAUCACCUACAAUUCGACCACAGAAUCCUUGGAGUAUCAUUCGAACCGAUGGGGAGAUUACGCGUGGAUUCUCGACUUCCAAGUGGUUGCUUAUCUUCUGGCGACAGUCGGAAUCGGAGCCUGGACAAUGAGAAACAUCAAAAAGAACCUGGCCGAGUCGGAUAUCGCAUCGAAGACUAUGCGGAACAUCAUUGCGUUCGAUGUGCUCAUUCACGUCUGCGUGGCGGUCAGCCACUGUCUUUUCAAGAUUAGCAUGGGCAAUUAUUUGAAAACAGCCGUGCUCUUCUGUGUUUCCGAUCUGGUAGGUUCCCUGUUCUGGAAGCCUCUCGUCACGACUUCCUUCCAGAUCUCACUCUCCACUCCGUACAAUUUGUUCCUCUGUGACAAAAACUUCCGAAAAAUCAUCAUCGAAAAGCUCCGUCGCAAGAGUAGAAUCUCUCGAAACUCGCCGCCCACCAUCGAGAAAGUGCCGAAUAACACAAAGUUCUAG
Caenorhabditis sp. 36 PRJEB53466 is the source of this 716-nucleotide messenger RNA. The record is from the annotation of a GenBank genome assembly. NCBI's taxonomy places the organism in Eukaryota, Metazoa, Nematoda, Chromadorea, Rhabditida, Rhabditidae.